CAGACGACCCCUGACACACACAACAGACGACCCCUGACACACAAGAGACGAACCCUGACACACACACCUGACACACAAGAGACGACCCCUGACACACACACACCUGAACCACACACCUGACACACAAGAGACGACCCUUGACACACACACGCACCUGACACACACACACACCUGACACACAAGAGACAACCCCUGACACACACACCUGACACACAAGAAGACACCUGACACAAAAGAGACGACCCUUGACACACACACGCACCUGACACACACACACCUGACACACACACACCUGACACACAGAGACAACACCUGACACACAUGAACACGCUUUAGACCUGGUUUAGUUUUGUGUUUUAUUUUGAAGUCCCGUGGUUGUGUGUUUUAUUUUGAAGUCCCGUGGUUGUGUGUUUUAUUUUGAAGUCCCGUGGUUGUGUGUUUUAUUUUGAAGUCCCGUGGUUGUGUGUUUUAUUUUGAAGUCAGGGGGACACCGGAAGCGGCCGUGUCUCGUGGCCAGGUGCGGCGCUCACCGGGCCUCGCGCAGACGGAGGUGAGCUCGUGCAGGUGAGCGCGUGCAGAUGGCGGGACGGGACCGGAUCGCGCACCUGCUGCGGCAGCUGGAGCGCGCAGCAUGCAGAUGCCCAAUUCACUCCAACGCCCUGCACCAAGGAGCUGCUGCUCCCUGCACCGUGAGGAAAACUGACUACGCCUUUGAGAUGGCGAGCUCAAACAUCAGAUAUGGUCCUGGAGUGUCCAGAGAAGUGGGAAUGGACGUCGCGUCCCUCGGCGCUCGUCGUGUUUGUCUCAUGACGGAUCAAACUCUGGCGUCUCUGGAUCCCGUCCGUUUCGUCCUCGAGUCUCUGACCCAGAACCAGGUCCAGUUCACCGUCUACGACCGAGUCCGAGUGGAGCCCACAGACACCAGUUUCAAAGAGGCGAUCUCGUUUGCGAAGGCCGGGCGUUUCGACGCGUACGUGGCGGUGGGCGGGGGCUCGGUGAUUGACACCUGUAAAGCGGCCAAUCUCUACGCCUCGCACCCCGACAACCACUUCCUGGACUUCGUCAACGCUCCGAUCGGAAAAGGUCUCCCAGUGACCGGGAAAGUCCGACCCCUCAUCGCCAUCCCGACCACGGCGGGGACGGGCAGUGAGACCACAGGAGUCGCCAUCUUUGACUACGAGCCGCUCCGAGCCAAAACAGGUAUUGCGAGCAGAGAGAUCCGCCCCCUGCUGGGGCUGGUGGACCCGCUUCACACACUGAGCAUGCCCAGUCGCGUGGCGGCGAACAGCGGCUUCGACGUGCUCUGUCACGCUCUGGAGUCGUACACUGCUCUUCCGUUCCACCAGAGGGCGCCGUGUCCUCCGCACCCGCAGCUGCGUCCUGCGUAUCAGGGCUCCAACCCCAUCAGCGACGUGUGGGCGGUGCACGCGCUGCGGGCCGUCGCCAAGUACCUCAAACGGGCCGUGCGGGACCCGGAGGACCUGGAGGCGCGGUCGGCGAUGCACCUGGCGAGCGUGUUCGCCGGGAUCGGCUUUGGGAACGCCGGAGUCCACCUCUGUCACGGCAUGUCGUACCCCAUCGCAGGAAACGUGAAGACUCAUCGAGCGCAGGGAUACGACGUGGAGCACCCGCUGGUGCCUCACGGUCUCUCCGUCGUCCUCACGUCUCCGGCCGUUUUCAACUUCACCUCGUCCAUGUGUCCAGAAAGACACAUGGAGGCAGCAGAGAUACUCGGUGCGGACAUUCGUGGUGUUCGUGGUUCUGACGCCGGUCGGGUUUUGGCGGAUGCUCUUCGGUCGUUCCUGUGGGAGCUGCAGGUGGAGGACGGGCUCCAGGCGCUCGGGUACUCGUCUGAGGACGUCCCCGCACUCGUGCAGGGGACACUCCCACAGGAGCGAGUGACCAAACUGUCGCCCAGAAGCCACACCCACGACGACCUCGAGGAGCUGUUCCACCAAUCACUGAAGCUCUACUGACCCCACCCCUCUCACCUGACCCCGCCCCCUGCACCUGACCUCUCACCUGACCCCGCCCCCCACACCUG
This is a messenger RNA of Boleophthalmus pectinirostris (great blue-spotted mudskipper), 2044 nucleotides long. RefSeq names its product alcohol dehydrogenase iron containing 1 (gene adhfe1). Gene Ontology annotation, molecular function: metal ion binding; alcohol dehydrogenase (NAD+) activity. Gene Ontology annotation, cellular component: mitochondrion. Lineage: Eukaryota; Metazoa; Chordata; Actinopteri; Gobiiformes; Gobiidae. The transcript has 14 exons. Bases 579 to 1976 code for a protein of 465 amino acids. The record is from RefSeq and is a predicted model, not a curated record.